This is a messenger RNA of Sphenostylis stenocarpa, 612 nucleotides long. Lineage: Eukaryota; Viridiplantae; Streptophyta; Magnoliopsida; Fabales; Fabaceae. The record is from the annotation of a GenBank genome assembly.
AUGAAGGAUGGAGGAAACACUUGGGCUCCGCGUUCCAUUCCCUCUACCGAAGACGAAGAUUUCAACUAUCACUUCAAUUCUAUCAGUUUCAAAGGGAAGGAAGGGUGGAUAGUUGGAAAACUUGCGAUUCUGUUGUACACCACUGAUACUGGAGAAAGCUGGGAGAGGAUACCGCUCAGUGCUGAACUUCCAGGGGAUAUGGUGUACAUAAAGGUGACCGGUGAGAAGAGUGCAGAGAUGGUGACUAACGAAGGUGCAAUAUAUAUUACUACUAACAGAGGUUACAACUGGAGGGUUGCUGUUCAGGAAACUGUGUCAGCUACUCUAAACAGAACAAUUUCUAGUGGUAUUAGUGGUGCAAGCUAUUACACUAGGACUUUCAAUACUGUCAAUCGCUCUCCAGAUGGAAGGUAUGUUGCAGUCUCAAGUCGGGGCAACUUCUACUUAACCUGGGAGCCUGGUCAGCCAUUCUGGCAGCCACAUAAUAGAGCAGUUGCCAGAAGAAUGCAGAACAUGGGAUGGAGAGCGGACGGUGGUCUGUGGCUUCUUAUUCGUGGAGGUGGUCUUUAUCUCAGCAAGGGCAUAGGGGUUGCUUCGAUUGCAAUUUUGUAG